AUUGAAAACUUCGCACUUAUUAGUACAGUUCUCCAAAAGAAAACAGACAAGCUUGUCGAGUUACUCAAUGACAAUAGAGACUACUCCGGCCUCAUCACUCGGGAGUACGAUGAAGUCUCGAACGAUAUCAAUUCUGUUCAGGCUGUAAUCGAGAAAUAUACUACUGAGUUAGAGGAAAUCCGAUUCAAGAUCGAACAGUUCACAGAGGGCGAAGACAACAAAGUGCUUAAGGCCACUUCGCCAAACGCCGACCUGACCUCGCAACCUCACCAGCCUCUUAGUCCCUAUGAACUGACAAGGUUUCGCCUGCGAGCUCAUCUCCCUGACAAUCAAUUUACUAUGGUCGAAGUUCGUCCAGGACAGAAGAUAAGUCACGUACUGGAAAAGAAACUCGCAAACCGUGGUUUUCACACAAACGAACUCUCCGUCUAUGGUGCAUGUUCGAGGAGACCAAUUUCGUGGGAUGAUGAUGCUGUACAGGUUUUCUUAACCGAAGAAGACAUAGUCGUGGAAUUUAACUGCUUCAGUGGUAAACGCAGACCCCGUCAUGCAUUGCAAAGGAAGACGUUCUUUGAAAAACAGCAGUGCUCUAUUUGCUCUAAGUUUGUUAUAUACGGUUCUAUGUGCAAGGUUUGUGGCAACGUUUUCCACCAACGCUGUAUUUCCAGACUGGAGAAGCUCCCCGAUGAAGAAACUCAAGCAGAUAUUCAUUUAUGGGACUUGUGCAGAUUACUGACGUGCCCGGGUCAACAGGGCUCUGAUUGGGUUCAAAACGUCCAACCUCAACCACCAACUGUAGUCCGACUUGUAGGAACUAAUAUAGUUCGUUGUGAUGAAGAAAAUGCUCACAUUUAUUCCCACGAUCUUCAUGCGGGACUAGUACGGCUUGGCUACAAUCAACUUGCACCCCCUCCACAGCUCAGCGCCAAUACGCGCGAACGAUCCUCUUCCAGUCCAAACGUUUCUAAUAUCCUUGUCCCUCAACUCCAGCCUUUCCCGGAAAAGACCCUUCAGCGACAUGAUUCAAGCGAAAAGUGGGAGAUCCCUGCUGAAGAGAUCGAGAAGGGCCCACGUAUCGGGUCAGGAUCCUUUGGGACCGUAUUCAAGGGUUACUGGCACGGAAACGUUGCGAUCAAGGAACUGAACGUGGUCGACCCAACUCCUUCUCAGUUGAAGGCCUUCAAGAAUGAGGUCCACGUCCUCAGGUGCGUAAAGAUACCGCGUAUUUUCUUGUCCCGCUGA
Messenger RNA from Dibothriocephalus latus, 1242 nucleotides. The record is from the annotation of a GenBank genome assembly. NCBI's taxonomy places the organism in Eukaryota, Metazoa, Platyhelminthes, Cestoda, Diphyllobothriidea, Diphyllobothriidae.